UGGCGCUAACAGUCACCCGCUUCCACUUUCAUGACAUCACGGUGAGGGCUCUUCUUACUGGAUGGUUCUGCCUGUAUAAACACCAGUUAACGACAAGCUCCUCAACCCAAAGGAAUCAAUGGUAUGGACUUGUCGGGGUCCAAGCAGGUAACAAAGUGAUGGUCUAAAGACUCGCAGUCACAAGAGGUGCUUGCGCCUGGAAUGUUGCGCUGGUCGGUGCAUCUAGAAGGAGGGCCACGGAGAGUCAACCAUGCUGCUGUGGCGGUGGGGCACAAGGUCUACUCCUUUGGGGGCUACUGCUCCGGGGAGGACUACGAGACGCUGCGUCAGAUCGAUGUGCAUGUCUUCAACUCAGUGUCUCUGCGCUGGAUGAAGUUGCCCCCAGUGAGGAUGGGGGGACACGAACGGGCUCGUGAAGUGCCGUACAUGCGUUACGGCCACACAGCUGUGCUGCUGGAUGAUACGAUCUACCUCUGGGGCGGGCGUAACGACACAGAGGGGGCCUGCAACGUGCUGUACGCCUUUGAUGUCAAUACCCAUAGGUGGUCCACGCCCAAGAUUUCAGGGGCAGUUCCUGGGGCGAGGGAUGGCCACUCAGCCUGUGUGCUAGGAAAGGCCAUGUACAUAUUUGGAGGAUACGAGCAGCUGGCUGAUUGCUUCUCUAAUGACAUUCACCGGCUGGAUACCACCACCAUGGUUUGGUCGCUAAUUAAUGCCAGAGGCACACCGGCACGAUGGAGAGACUUCCACUCAGCCACCAUCAUUGGGACAAAAAUGUUUGUGUUUGGAGGGAGGGCAGACCGCUUUGGCCCCUUCCACUCCAACAACGAGAUCUACUGCAACAAGAUCAAAGUGUUCGACACAGAGACCAACUGCUGGCUGAGCACCCCGACCACACAGCUGUCGCCAGAGGGACGCAGGAGUCAUUCAGCCUUCUGCUACAACGGAGAGCUCUACAUAUUUGGAGGCUACAAUGCCCGCCUGGACCGGCACUUCAACGACCUUUGGAAGUUUAAUCCAGAACAAUUCUUGUGGAAGAAGGUAGAGCCGAAGGGGAAAGGCCCGUGUCCACGGAGGCGGCAGUGCUGCUGUAUGGUCGGAGAUCGAAUCGUCCUCUUUGGAGGAACAAGCCCCUGCCCAGAGCAAGGAAUGGGGGAUGAAUUUAACCUCAUGGAUCAUUCAGACUUGUACAUCUUAGACUUCAGCCCCAAUUUGAAGACAUUAUGCAAAAUAGCUGUUAUUCAGUACAGUUUGGAGCAGUCAGGACUCCCACAUGAUAUCAGAUGGGAACUGGCAGCCAUGACGACCAACAGCAACAUCAGCAGACCCAUCUUCUCCUCGCAUGGUUGAUGCAGCUGCAGACGAAACAGAACCAGGACUCUGUUUCAGAAAAGCUGAACUUUUUUUAAUUUUUAAAUCAUCCUGGUCAACUGAACUCCGAGGACUGCUUUGGAUUUAUCUUCCACAUUCUUCAAAUGAAAACUCAUCACUGACCAAACUGUCCUGGCAUAAGACUUCAGCAGACAGAAGGGCCUUGCCCUGCCUAAGGAUGUAUUUUAAUCCUCGACACUCGUUGUUGUGGGCGAUGACGCUUGUUCAGAUUUUCCUCUUCUUUCUAGCCUCUCUAGGAACCCAAUCAGCCUAUGAUAAUCAUAGACAUGCAACUUCUAAUCUUAAGCACAGGAAUCGACAAGAAUUUCAGCCAAAGGCUCUGGAGCGUGAGCGACCACUGAAGAUGUCAAGAAACAAACCUUCAGCUGCAGAUCUGAAGAGACUGGUUCACAUCCAGUAAAGGACAGAAAGUAUUCAGGACUGCAAUCCAAGAGUGUUUUGUUUGCAGAAAGUCUAAGUGGUUUACUAGUUUCACCACGACAUGAAAGCCUCCCUGCUGCUCCGAAAUGGCUCCCAAAUGAUUUACAAGACAGCUAGAGAAAGCUGUAAAAUAAUCAAGGGCAUCUACCUCCCUCUAAAGUAUUUGUCAUUGGGUCUUUGACACCUCCUGCACAUUUGACACCUGCUAGUCUCCAGAAAAAAAAAAAGAAAGAAAUGUUGCAAAGAAGUGUGACCAACCUGCUGCGUAACUCCUCUGACUUCAGAGGAUUUCAAUAUCAAAUGCAGAAAAAGAUCAUUUAUCUCACAGAUACACAUUCUGUGUGUGAUUUGGAGAGAUUAUCUCAUGAAUCCAUUUUGUUUGUAGACAAUCCUUCAACUUUCAAACCGGUCCAUUUAUCAAGCAGAUCAAAAUCAACGGAAAUGUUUGUGUGCGCAGCGUGAAGAAAGCAUUUUGUUCAUUUAAAAAAAAAAAAAAAAAAAAGGCUGUGGCAACAAAGUCUAAUUUAUUUCAGAUUUUGUUGACGCGUCCCAAAAGUAAGACCAAAACAAACUGUGUAACAUCGUCUCUCAUCGCUUCCCUGCCUCGCUGCGGCCCGUUUGUUCCUGCUGAUUGUUGUUUCUCCAGCGUGACGUUUUUAGCCCUCAGCAGCGAGUAAGGGGGACAGGGCAGGGCAGGGCGCGGUCUAAACAUCAUACUGAUAAAUUUCGUUUUAGCUUUUGAGCUUCGUGAUCAGCAGAUCCAGGAAGUCGCAUCUUCCCUUCAAAUCUGAAAAUGAUGAAUCGUUCUGGUCAGAAUCUGGAGGAGUUAUUCUCUUUUUCUCAUGUUUUCAAAUCAGAUUUCAACUUAAUCUAAAACCUGAAGUUGUCGUUCCAGUCCACUCUGCGUCCUCUGCCCUUCCUUUGGGACCAAGUCUAUCUUGCCUUUCAGUAUUGACAUCAGUUUCCUCCUGCAGUGGCAGCUACAUCUCUUGGUGCCCUAAAAAAACAACAAGUGUGUUUUUUACUGCAGCAGAUUAAUCUCUCACUGAAUCAUUUUAUUAGAUCCUUUGUUAAAUUUGAGUGCAUUUAGUCAGCAGGAAUAAAAAAACAAACAACAAAAAACGUCAUGUUUUAAGAAAUAAUUGUUUUUAACAAAAUCACUAGUGGCAUAAUUAUUGGAACCCAAAAAUAACAUCAGAAAACACUUGAUAUUUUUUAGGUUAAUCUGGUUUUCUAAGACUUUCUAAAUGGUAAUCCUUAACUUUUUGUUCAGCUUGUUUCCUUUAGCCUCUGGCCUCCUGGCUGGGCGAGGCUCAGAUUCUCGUACCAAUAUGCACAGAUAUAAAAAUCUAAAAGAGUUUAUUUGUGUUUCCAGAAAAAGAUUAUUUUCCAUCCUACCAUCACAAACAUGAACAGGGGCUUUGAAAAAGCAAGCUUAUCUGCAAUAAAAGCUCCAUUUAUGUUUGGCAUUAAGAGAUUAAUUUAUGUUGAAAAUCACCUUUUGUUCAUUGUGAAUUUAUGUGUUUCCUCCAAACACAUCAGAACUCAUCAUGGCAUCAGAUGAGUUCUGAUGCCAUGAACUCUGAUGAGAUUUACAUAAAAACAAUCUUGUGGACUCUACCAGGAAGUAAAAUCUGUGAAUAAUGAUUCAAAAUAAGUGGGGAAAUUAUUUACAAGACACAAAAUCAACCUCUUUCACUGACCUUAUAGAAAAGUGAUGUGAAAAAGAGGACUCAUCUGCUCUGACUAUAUAUAAACAUUAUAAUAGAAGACAAAAUAAAUGUUGAUAAAAAUAAACUGACCACAGGGUUGCCAAUAUGUGUGCCACUUGUAAUUUAGUUAACAAUUCAGUUUCAGAUUAAGCUCCUGUGAUGAAGGAUUUAUUUAUAUUAAAAUUUAGCUCCCAGUGUCAUUUGACGGAUGCAGGGAAACUUUUCAAGGCUCUGAAUCCCGAACAUCAGGAUUUAACACCAUUUUAAAUGUUUACACAACAGAAGCAGAGUAAAGCAGUCUGUAACUGCAGCUUAGUCACCAGGUUUCUGCACUAUCGCCAAAUGUGGCACGUCUGGCCUUACAGAGAUGAGAAACUGCUCUUUUGCCAAGGUAGACUGGAGAGUUUUUAAUGUUAACCAACACAAACCAGUUCAGACUUUUCUUUACAGACCAGCAGUGCCAAUGCGACCCAGCAAGUCCGACACUCUUUGAACUACACACACGUACACUUAACAGAUUUCCUUAGAGGAUAAGACAAAGGAUAAUGCAGUGAAUUCACAUUUAAGCCUUUUUUUUUUCACAUACUGAAAAAUAACAAAACGCAAAACAGAGAUUUAAUUUUUGUCUAAAUAUAGUGUGAAAGUAAUUUAAAUUUGAGCGUUUGCUGCUUUUGAAAAUUCUGAAUGAUCAUAAUUGUCCUUUAAAAGAGAAGUAAAUGCUAAAUAAUUACGGAGGCAAAAUAAAAUAAAAAUAUAAAUCCCUCGUAUAAUGCUCAGAAACAUGCUGGGGUUUCACUCGCAGUGCAGGAAAUGCAGUUUCUAAUUCUCCUCUCGUGGUUUUUGUUAAACCUGACAGCUCUUUGUUCAACGCUUCAACACGAGCUGGAAAAAUGAACAAAGUAUGAAGGGGUGUGUUUCGGUUCCUUUUACAAUUAUAUAGGCUCUUUAUUCUGUUUUUAUUUUUCACAAUGUUUUAAAAGGGGAUUCCUUGUGUGGUGAGGGCUGGCAGGACUUCCUGUGCAAUAUGCUUUAUAUGUGUAUAAAUAAUAAAUUGAAAACACUUUAA
Messenger RNA from Poecilia latipinna (sailfin molly), 4590 nucleotides. RefSeq names its product kelch domain containing 3 (gene klhdc3). The coding region runs from base 202 to 1350 and encodes 382 amino acids. Lineage: Eukaryota; Metazoa; Chordata; Actinopteri; Cyprinodontiformes; Poeciliidae. Gene Ontology annotation, molecular function: chromatin binding; protein binding. The transcript has 11 exons. The record is from RefSeq and is a predicted model, not a curated record. Gene Ontology annotation, cellular component: cytoplasm.